This is a messenger RNA of Ceraceosorus bombacis, 2017 nucleotides long. NCBI's taxonomy places the organism in Eukaryota, Fungi, Basidiomycota, Exobasidiomycetes, Ceraceosorales, Ceraceosoraceae. The record is from the annotation of a GenBank genome assembly.
AUGGCUUCGCAAGCCACUUCCGAUUCAAAGCCUUCGGGCAACGCUACAGAAUCAAGAUCGACAGCUUCCUUGAUCCCCACCCUCUCCUCGGAGGAGCAAUUUCUUCACCUCUUGCGACACAACUUGACGCUCAUCACUAGAGGUGUGACGCACUUGGAGCCUCGCUUUACCGCCAGAGCUCUUCGAAGCUUGACUUCUACUCGACGCAAAGCUGCUGCUCAUCCGGAUGUGCUCGCCACCAUAAUCGAAGAGGGAGACGCGGAUGGUGAGUGUGGAAUGCGCAGCGCGAUCGCUUUGGCCCUGCACGUCAUGCUGACGCUCUCCAUGUGUAUGCUUGUGUCGUAGAAUCAUCUCGUGCUGCGAUGCUCAAGUUCUUGCCCAAGUCUUAUGUUCCUCAGCCUGUCAAGCUGCCCACCGCGACGAGCGCAAACGCUGCCUCGGACGCCAUGGACGUAGACGAAUCUGCGCCAGCCACAGAGGGAACAAAAAAGGAAUCGAAAGACGGCAAGUCCGACGACAAGGAUUCGGAAAAGGAGAAAGAAAAGGAAAAGGAGGCUCAAAAGGAGAAAGAAAGGGCUGCAUUUAUCGAAAAGUUCAAUCAACCUUUUAAAGCGAGACCAGAAGCAGCUGCUGAAGUUCAAGCGUAUCUGCGUCUUCUGUUGGUGGUCUACCUGCUGGAUGGAGGAAAGGUAGAAGAAGGGCAGACGCUGGCCAGGUCUUCGAUUGAUGCUGUCGUUGCUCAAAAUAAGAGAUCGCAGGAUUUGCUAAGUGCUAGGCUUAUCUUUUACCUCUCUAGGAGCAUAGAAUUGCUCAGCAAGGACAAAUCAGCCGAGGGUCUCGCCGGCGAGCGUCCUUACCUCUUGAGUCUGUACAGGACCUCCUCCCUCAGACACGAUCCCGAGACGCAAGCGACCCUCAUCAACCUCCUGCUCAGGAGCUACAUUGAAGGAAAGGCGAACCUGUACGACCAAGCAGACAAGCUCGUCGCCAGAGCUCCUUUUCCUCGAAGCAAGGCUGGCAAUGGCCAAGUGGCGAGGUACGAGUACUACGUAGGAAGAAUUCGAGCUGUUCAACUGAACUACUCGGAAGCUCAUACGCACCUUCAACAAGCCAUCAGGAGAGCUCCAGCGGCUGUGCAACCGGCAGGAGCCAACAAGGGUGCGGCGGACAAGGAAAAGGCGGACGGUCCGCUUGCUGCCAAAUUUGGCAAACCUUCUGUGCCUGCCGCUGGGUUCUUGCAGACGGCUCACAAAUUCCUGGUCGUCGUGGAGCUGCUCAUGGGCGACAUUCCUGAACGAAGCAUUUUCCGCGCCGAAGUGCUCAAGAAGGCCCUUGCGCCUUAUAUGGAGAUUGUCCAAGGUGAGCAGGGCUUUUGAUGCGUGCCAGUGCGAAGCAAGCUGACGCGUUUUGGCUCUCUGCAGCGGUCCGAGUGGGCGAUUUGUCCCUCUUUCAAAAGACGCUGUCCACGCACGAAGCGCUCUUUCAAGCCGACCGCACGCGUUCUCUGAUCGUGCGUCUGCGCCACAAUGUCAUCAAGACGGGUAUCCGCACCAUCUCCCUAGCAUACAGUCGGAUCUCGCUGGCAGACAUCACGCGCAAGCUUCAUUUGGAGAGCGAAGAAGAUGCGGAGUACAUUGUGGCCAAGGCUGUCAGGGAUGGGGUCAUCGAAGCUAGGGUGGACCACGAGAGGGGAGAAAUGAAGUCGGCAGACAUGGGAGAGAUUUACAAGACCAACGAACCUCAGACGCAAUUUAGACAGAGGAUCGACUUUUGCUUGCAAUUGCACAACGAGAGCGUAAAGGUGAGUUGAUUGAGCACAGUCACAGUGCUCGCAUGUUCACGAGCUCUCUGCUGAUACUGAACCAAUGGCUGCAACUUGACUCAGGCCAUGCGUUACCCGCUCAACAAUCACAAGGCAGAACUCGACAGCGCUGUCGCAGCGCGCGAAAGAGAGAGGGAAUUGGCCAACGAGAUCGCCGACGGUGACAUUAGCGAAGACGACGAGGAUUGGGUUUGA